AUGUGGUAUGUCGUGCAUUUCACAAAGUCGGGCAAAAAUGUUGUUCUUCCCGAAAAAUGGAUUCGUGGACUAAAUGAUCACAUGGAAAACUUCUUAAACAAUCGAAUCAACACUGCUCAGAAAUUUUUGUUCUUCUUUUCUGCUGAGAAUGAAGCCAUGGUUCAAGGACGUCCGAACGAAAAUUUUGAACCGAAAUUCCACAUGAACAUCGAUGGUGAAUUUCCAGAUGAAGGCUGCUAUUUGGGAAAUAUUUUGAAAGUAAAACGUAAGUUUAAAAAAACGUGUGUUCAACCAUUUGCAAGCAGCAGUAUUUUAUUUAGAAAAAUCCUUUUUUCAGAAAAUUAUGAUGAUGCCGGGACUUACGCUGCAAAGCGUAGACAAAUUGGAGCACCUAUUUACAAUGAACGACGCCUCUUCGAGAAACCAAUUCCAAACAUCGCACCAGAAGUAGACGCAACUGACGAACUUGAAGUUGAUGAUGCAAUCGACAUGGCAGAUCAUGGAAUGGAUCCUUUGCACAGUUCUGGUAGUUCCAUUUUUGGAAACAAUGAAAAUAACGACUUCCAAGAAGAUUUUGCUAACAAUACUGAAGAGCAAAUUGAACCAAAUUCAGAACAAAGCAUGCGACUAGUUGAUGCCGGUGCAAACGUUCGAUCACAGAUCGAUUCAGCCGUGCACAAUACUGAAUCACAAAACGUUGAACGUCGUUUUGACGGUAGUCAAGAUGAAGUUGCAGCAAGUGAAAAUGAUGUGGCACAGAACAAUGCUGUCCAAGAGGUUAAUCUUUCCGAAUCGAAUGUGUCACAACGGUCCACCGAACACGAGGCAAAUACGUCUUUGCAACCGACAAAUGGUGUCGAUUCCAAUGGAGCUGCAACAAGUGAAAAUGAUGUGGCACAAAACAAUGCUGUCCAAGAGGUUAAUCUUUCCGAAUCGAAUGUGUCACAACGGUCCACCGAACACGAGGCAAAUACGCCUUUGCAACAGACAAAUGGUGUCGAUUCCAAUGGAGCUGCAACAAGUGAAAAUGAUGUGGCACAAAACAAUGCUGUCCAAGAGGUUAAUCUUUACGAAUCGAAUGUGUCACAACAGUCCACCGAACAGGAAGCAAAUACGGCUGUGCAACAAACAGAAGGCAUCAAUGUCUACGUACCCAUAAAAGGUGAACCUGUUCCAUUGUUCGAACCGAUAAAUAACGAUGAUGAGCUGCAGGAGUUGUUGGCAACUCCAACUGAUGACGAACUUUUGAUUGAAGAGGAAGGUGAUAUGAUAAUCACGCGGGUAAGAGGACAGGUCAUCCAACCAAUGAGAAGCACCAUAGACGGGCUUGUCAAACGUGAAAAGUAUGUUGUUUCAGGCAAUUUGCCGUUCAAUGAAACCGUAUGUCUUUGACAAAAAUAAAUAUUCUAGUAUAAUUUUUAAUCAUUCCCUAUUUCCUCAAUUGUAUAGAAAACGGGCAGAGUGUAAAAAAUCAAUGGGAAGAUGUUUGAAAUUCCAGACAACGUCAUAAAAUCGUUCAAAGACUGGAACCUUUGUGUCGAGAAAAAAAACAAUACCGAAUACGAUAAGCGGAUGGUUCGUGUUAUCCUCCUCAUGUGCAUGGACUCUGCCACUCUCGGCCGGAAGGAAAUUGAUGAAGGAACGAUGGAAUUUAUAACAAGUCUAUUAUCUGUUCGUGUCUCUGGCGUAGAAAACAGAUUGGAUGCGUUGGAAGCAUACGUCAAAAAGCUUUGUGACGAAAAAACGAUGAAUGACAACUAAGCAUUACAACGUUUAUCAAGAUUUUCAAUCACGUAUAUAUUUUCGUUUUUAUUUUACGGUGCGAAACACCAGUGGCAAUUUUGAAGGUGUUAAUAGCUAAUAACUGGACUGAAUUAGCUAUAAUGAUAUAUAUA
This is a messenger RNA of Sitodiplosis mosellana (orange wheat blossom midge), 1895 nucleotides long. RefSeq lists its product as uncharacterized. Bases 1 to 1392 code for a protein of 463 amino acids. NCBI's taxonomy places the organism in Eukaryota, Metazoa, Arthropoda, Insecta, Diptera, Cecidomyiidae. The record is from RefSeq and is a predicted model, not a curated record. The transcript has 2 exons.